CGGGGAAAAGCCGGUGUUGUUAGUGAGCGGAUGUUCUCAUCAGUCGGAGCAGCAUGGACCUGGUAGAUCCUUCCCAGAGCGCCGCCGCGGCAGCCGGAACACAACUAGUCAAGGAUGAAGUGGCCGAGAAGUGUCAGAAGUUGUUCCAGGAUUUCCUGGAGGAGUUUCGGGGUAGCGAUGGGGAGUUGAAGUACCAGAGUGAUGCAGAGGAACUGAUCAGGCCGGAGAGAAAUACGCUGCUUGUCAGCUUUGUUGAUUUGGAACAGUUUAAUCAGCAACUCGCUACCACCAUCCAGGAAGAGUUCUAUAGGGUGUAUCCGUACCUCUGUCGAGCAGUUAAAGCCUUUGCCCGAGAUCAUGGCAACAUUCCACAGAACAAAGAAUUCUAUGUUGCCUUCCAGGAGCUUCCUACCAGACAUAAAAUUCGAGAGUUGACUACCCCUCGCAUUGGUUCACUGCUGCGGAUCAGCGGUCAGGUGGUUCGGACUCACCCAGUCCACCCAGAACUGGUCAGCGGAACCUUUCUUUGCUUGGAUUGCCAGACCUUGGUAAGGGAUGUAGAGCAGCAGUUUAAAUACACACAGCCAAGCAUCUGCAGGAAUCCAGUGUGCGCCAACAGAAAGAGGUUCAUGUUGGAUACAAACAAGUCCAGAUUUGUUGAUUUCCAGAAGGUCCGUAUUCAGGAAACGCAGGCAGAGCUUCCAAGAGGCAGCAUUCCACGAAGUGUUGAAGUGAUCCUGCGAGCUGAAGCUGUGGAAUCGUGUCAGGCCGGGGAUAGGUGUGACUUCACUGGAUCUCUGAUUGUUGUGCCUGAUAUUUCUCAGCUCUCAACCCCAGGUGUUCGUGCAGAGACCAGCUCCAGGGUGGGUGGAAGAGAAGGGUAUGAGGCAGAAGGUGUCCAAGGUCUUCGUGCCCUUGGUGUUCGAGAUCUCUCCUAUAAACUGGUCUUCCUCGCAUGCUAUGUCUGUCCAACCAACCCAAGAUUUGGUGGGAAGGAUCUACAUGAAGAGGACAUGACUGCAGAGAGCAUCAAAAACCAGAUGUCCGUGAAGGAGUGGGAGAAGGUGUUUGAAAUGAGUCAAGACAAAAACCUUUACCAUAACCUAUGCACCAGCCUCUUCCCAACUGUGCAUGGUAAUGAUGAAGUGAAGAGGGGAAUCUUAUUGAUGCUGUUUGGGGGUGUCCCUAAAUCAACUAUGGAGGGCACAUCUUUACGUGGAGACAUUAAUGUUUGUGUUGUUGGAGAUCCAAGUACUGCCAAGAGCCAGUUCCUCAAGCACGUUGAGGAGUUCAGUCCCCGUGCGGUUUACACUAGUGGGAAAGCCUCCACUGCUGCCGGUCUGACAGCAGCCGUUGUGAGAGAUGAAGAAUCCCAUGAGUUUGUGAUUGAAGCUGGAGCACUGAUGCUUGCUGACAAUGGAGUUUGUUGUAUUGAUGAGUUUGACAAGAUGGAUACAAAGGACCAAGUGGCUAUUCAUGAGGCAAUGGAACAGCAAACUAUUUCAAUUACCAAAGCUGGUGUUAAGGCUACACUAAAUGCUCGGACUUCCAUCCUUGCUGCUGCGAACCCUGUAGGGGGCCGCUAUGAUAGAGCAAAGUCACUUAAGCAGAAUGUGAACUUGUCUGCUCCCAUCAUGUCCAGAUUUGAUCUAUUUUUCAUUCUUGUGGAUGAGUGCAAUGAGGUGACCGAUUACGCCAUUGCCCGACGUAUAGUGGACCUCCAUUCCAGGAUUGAGGAAUCAAUUGAUAGAGUAUAUACACUGGAUGAAGUCAGGAGAUAUCUUCUUUUUGCCAGGCAAUUCAAACCUAAGAUCUCUAAGGAGUCAGAAGACUUCAUAGUGGAGCAGUACAAGCGACUGAGGCAGCGAGAUGGCUCAGGAGUCACUAAAUCUGCUUGGAGGAUUACUGUACGGCAGCUGGAAAGCAUGAUCAGAUUGUCUGAAGGCAUGGCAAGGAUGCACUGCAGUGAUGAGGUGCAGCCAAAACAUGUAAAGGAAGCAUUUCGGUUAUUGAACAAAUCCAUCAUCAGGGUGGAAACUCCGGAUGUCAACCUCGAUCAAGAGGAUGAACAUGAGGUAGAGGAACCUCAGGAGGGCAUUAAUGGAGAUGCUGAUGUUCCCAAUGGUGUUAAUGGCCACAUAAAUGGAAUUAAUGGGCAUGCUGAGGAGACGAAUGCUGCUCCCCCAAAGCCAUCUUUGCGUCUUAAUUUUGCUGAAUACAAAAGGAUCUCCAACUUGCUGGUCCUGCAGUUGAGGAAGAUUGAAGAUGAAGAUGAUGAAAAUGAAACUUCUCAGAGAAAGAGUGAACUCAUUAACUGGUACCUAAAGGAGAUUGAGUCAGAAAUUGACUCGGAAGAGGAGCUCGUUAAUAGGAAGCAAAUCAUUGACAAAGUUAUUCACAGACUUGUGCACUAUGACCAAAUUUUGAUUGAGCUCAUACAAACUGGAUUAAAAGGCACAGAAGACGAGAACGUAGCAAAAGAAGAGGAUCCUUACCUUGUGGUUAAUCCCAACUACAUACUGGAAGAUUAAUAGGCUGCUUUGUGCCUCAGACUUCAUUUGCAAGACUUGCGCUUUUCCUAUUUGGAAAUGUACACUCUGUUUCUCAUUUAGAGAUUUUUUUUUACCCAAGGAUAUACAGUAUCUGCCAUCUGGUUUAAUUGGUUGCUCAACCUGGCAUCUGGUUUAAUUGGUUGCUCAACCUGGCAUCUGGUUUAAUUGGUUGCUCAACCUGGCAUUUUAUGAAAGCUCUCAACUGGUUUUACAGAGGAAUUUUUGUGCCUUUAAUUUUUUAUACUUUUAGAAGCAUCACAUUUUAUGAUGUUUUAGAGACUUUUAGAUCUACUGCUAAGUGUCUUAGUUAUGUUCAAAUUCUGAAUAAACUUUUAUUUGUAGAUACUGUUAAAUUGUGACUGAUUGCUUAAGGGGCAGAGACACGCUCAAAUUGGGGGAGAUUAUUGCCCCGAACUGCCUCCCGCCGGCUACAAUGUAAAUCGCUGACGGGGUGGCACUUGGAUCCCUUUGUUUUCCGAAGUCGCCGGGAGUCCGGGACACCGUGAAGUCUCACAGAGAUAAUUACUGUGUCGCUUACCGAACCGCAAGGUUCAUUUCUCUCUGGUUGUUGCAAGGAGUUUUUCUGUUCACCGAAAGGAAGGCACUUAUACAUUGAGAUUGUUGCUAGUUGCCGCACUUCCGGGUUUCGGAGACCUUGGCGACAUUUUGAUCAGGCGUGCUGUGCACAAGUUCUGGAGCAGACAGCAACAGGCGCAAGAGACCGAACACAACUCAGAGACUUUAUGUUAAAGGAAAACUAUACCCCCCAAACAAUGUAGGUCUCUAUAAAAAGAUAUUGCAUAAAACUGCUCAUAUGUAAAAUCCUGCUUCAUGUAAAUAAUUCAUGUCAUAAUAA
This is a messenger RNA of Xenopus laevis (African clawed frog), 3408 nucleotides long. It is a transcript of the gene mcm6.S, whose product is annotated as minichromosome maintenance complex component 6 S homeolog. Lineage: Eukaryota; Metazoa; Chordata; Amphibia; Anura; Pipidae. Gene Ontology annotation, molecular function: single-stranded DNA helicase activity; single-stranded 3'-5' DNA helicase activity; DNA helicase activity. Gene Ontology annotation, biological process: regulation of DNA-templated DNA replication initiation; DNA replication initiation; mitotic DNA replication. Gene Ontology annotation, cellular component: nucleus; MCM complex. The record is from RefSeq and is marked provisional.